Aureobasidium namibiae CBS 147.97 is the source of this 741-nucleotide messenger RNA. RefSeq lists its product as uncharacterized. NCBI's taxonomy places the organism in Eukaryota, Fungi, Ascomycota, Dothideomycetes, Dothideales, Saccotheciaceae. The coding region runs from base 1 to 741 and encodes 246 amino acids. The transcript has 3 exons. The record is from RefSeq and is a predicted model, not a curated record.
AUGUCCGCACCUAGAGCUUACCAAUUCAUUGCUUUGAGACGCCUGGCAGGUGGCGGCAGCCGUCGCCAGCUUCACAUGACUGGUCCUGCUACCUUCCCCUCGCCAUUGCUCACCUCUGAGCGCCCUGCUUCGAACCUUCCACGUGACAUUGCAGGUCUCAGGGCCGAGUGCAAGAGACGCAAGCUGGACUUCUCUGGCUCCAUGCACGAUCUCAUGGGCCGUCUGUCCGCAGAUGAUCUGACUCACUCUCGUGCUUUUACUACUGCUGUCAAUGCCACUAAGCGUCCUAGUGCUGAGCAGAAGGACGAGGUCAAGCCCGUCCGUCACUUCAACACCAGCCGUGCACUCAAGGCCGUCAAUGACAGCUCUACCAUUGACUUUGCCUACUUCCCUGACUUCGACCCUGACAAUGUUGAGGCAUCGGCUCUUCGUGUCCCCCUGCUUCAUAACAACUUCAGCCCUGCACGUACUGGCGCCCACAGCCUUGAAACUGCCGACAGUGUGGUCAUGAAGGGAGAGAUCAACACCAUGUCACCCGACAAGGUCGUCAGCAACUUCUCCGAGGUUUCUGAUAACAAUGCUAUGACGAUUGAUUUCCACGGCAUGGCGGAGAAGAUUGCUGCAGCAACUCAGAAAGCUGCCAAAGCACCCAUCGCUGAGCAGACUAGCAUUCUGAAGCAGCUGUGGAAAGGCGUUGUCGAAGACUUCCAGGGCGUCCAGGCAAAGCCCAUGACGGCUUGA